Galdieria sulphuraria is the source of this 1773-nucleotide messenger RNA. RefSeq lists its product as uncharacterized. The transcript has 4 exons. The record is from RefSeq and is a predicted model, not a curated record. NCBI's taxonomy places the organism in Eukaryota, Rhodophyta, Bangiophyceae, Galdieriales, Galdieriaceae. Bases 10 to 1749 code for a protein of 579 amino acids.
AAGCGUUUUAUGGAGUCCUCCCGAGUCUUGGAAACUUUGAAUGGAUUCCGUAAACAAGCUGUUACGGAAGAAGACUUUUUGAGUUGUACAAAACAUUUUUUGAAGAUCUUGGAAGAUCCAAAGACAGAAACUUGGCCUGAAGAAUCGUCUGUUGUAGUUGUUGAAGCUCUUAAAGUGUGUAUAAAUAACGACAUCUCUGCAGGCGUAGCUGAAGUAUUUGCUCUCGAAUUGCUGGGACCUUGUUUAAGAAUUUUAGCAACACAGCCAAGAACCAGCAAAUUGUCUGAGAAGGUGUUUUCUCUCUGUCGUUGUUGCGUCUCACGUGGCAAGCCCAAAGAACUUUUCAUAGUUGUUCUUGACGAAGUUGUGAACCUCCAAAAUAUUGCUAAAAACUUUUUUUCGAGAGUCUUUCCAAUUUUUUUACUAGUCUGUAUUGACUUUCUACGAGAGUGUCAAGCUAUAUUUCCUUCGGAUAUUGAAAGCAUCUUGAAGGUGAUUGAUAUUGCAUGGAACAAUAAGCUUUCCAAUGACAUUGGUUCAGAUCCCCAUUUGUUGUAUGAAGAAGAAAGAGAUUGUAGUCAUUUUUUAGAGAAUAGCUUUAUGAAUGUAUGCAUGUUGUCUUUUUCUGUUCUUAAUCUCCUGAAAGAUUCCGUCAUGAAACCCAAACUCGAUAGAUUUCGUGUCAGCACAACAGUUAGAUGUCAGCUAGUACUUGUUAUAUUGGAUCUCAUCAAGUGGGUAUCGAUUUUCUUCACAGACGUAUCAAUAUUUGGCACUGCAGGGAAAGAGAACCUUAAUCAACAAGAAUUAUGGAAAUAUAGUAUUUCUCUUGUAACUUUGUUACGAGAAUUAUCCAUUUGUCGUCGUACUCAGAUCCUGAGCUUAUGCAUGCUCCCGGAAGAGACAAUCUUUCAAGAAAUCUUCAAGCUUCAGUCUAGUUUGGUUUCCACAGGAUAUAUAGCAGAAAUGGUUGAAGAAUUCAAAGAGAAGCCAUGUUCAUUUCUUUCCGCAGGUUGUUAUUUAUUCUUGUCGUUAAAGUCUUCGCCUUUUGAAGACGAUUGUUUUCUUGAUUCCAAAUGCAAGCUAGACUUGUAUUUGGCACCUAUUGCAGCUUUGUUCGAGUCGAAGUGGUCCGCUCACAAAGUCAUGGCCCUAUGGCUCUGUAAAGAAACAGUUUCAAACACUGUGAUUGGUUUCAGAGGAAAUCAAGUGCUACGACUUUUGCAAAAAGCCAAGUAUCGUUGUCAUCUCAGUGAGAAUAUUUCAGUGCACGAUUCCUCACUUUUGAUGAUAUUUACUCUUCUUUUGCAGUAUCUCGACAAAACAGCUUAUCAUAACAGAGCUUCAUAUGAAGUCAUAAAUACCUGUAUUCAUUGUUUGCCAGACCCUUUUAUAAAGUGGCAAGUUGUGUAUUUUUGUCUCAUGAUGUCGACCACGGUAGGCAUAAAAGCACAAUUGCUUCAUGAAAUGAAAGAGGCGAUGUUGAAAAUGGAAGAUGAUAUUGAUGCAACGAGAGCCCUUGUAGCGUCUUCGACUUGUUUCGAGGCUACAGAGAAUCAGUACAGGUUGUGGAGCUGGCUGUCAGAUUUCUUGUUUGCCAAUUUCCUCGCUCCCCGUAUGAGUUUUUUGGAAGAUUUGCCUUUAGUUUCCAGUGCCAUUCAUAUCUUGGCAUUUAUCAUCUGGAGACUAAAACGACAGGAAAAUGUCGCAAAGUGCAAAGAGAAUUUGGAAUGUAGAGCAAAAGGUUAGGAGUCCUAGGCCUGACCUUUCCUU